UGAGGAUGUAAAUCAAAGAUCAGAAAUCUCAAUCAAAGUCAAAUUUGAGAUCUACAGAGAGCACCAAAAUAUCUAAAAAUGCCGAGCGGGUGUGCGAUCUGCUGCGAGAUUGUGCUCGCCGUCUUGCUCCCUCCCUUGGGGGUUUGCCUCAGCCACGGUUGCUGCACCGUUGAGUUUCUGAUAUGCUUGUUGUUGACUUGUCUGGGUUACCUUCCGGGAAUCAUCUACGCGCUCUACAUCAUCGUGUUUGCUAAUCGCGAGGAGUACUUUGACGAGCACCGCCGUCCCCUCUACGCUCCUGCUUAUUCUGGUUAAACUGUUUGUUGUUCAGUAAUUUAAUUUUCACUGUGUUUUAUGGGUUCGAUUCCAAAUUCGCCUUUCUGGGUUGUUAAAGGGGAUGAUGCUUUUGCUUUUGUUUAAUGUAUCUUAUUUUCAAUAACCUAAUCUGAGUGUGUGUAAUCUGAUUUUAUGUUGGAUUAAUAAUGUUGACGACGUGCAAUUGAAUAUUGA
This is a messenger RNA of Rosa rugosa (rugosa rose), 510 nucleotides long. RefSeq names its product UPF0057 membrane protein At4g30660-like. The coding region runs from base 79 to 315 and encodes 78 amino acids. The transcript is spliced from 2 exons. Gene Ontology annotation, cellular component: membrane. The record is from RefSeq and is a predicted model, not a curated record. Lineage: Eukaryota; Viridiplantae; Streptophyta; Magnoliopsida; Rosales; Rosaceae.